Messenger RNA from Danio aesculapii, 1245 nucleotides. It is a transcript of the gene itgb1bp1, whose product is annotated as integrin beta 1 binding protein 1. Gene Ontology annotation, biological process: negative regulation of substrate adhesion-dependent cell spreading; negative regulation of focal adhesion assembly. NCBI's taxonomy places the organism in Eukaryota, Metazoa, Chordata, Actinopteri, Cypriniformes, Danionidae. Gene Ontology annotation, molecular function: integrin binding. The coding region runs from base 184 to 780 and encodes 198 amino acids. Gene Ontology annotation, cellular component: lamellipodium; cytoskeleton; ruffle. The record is from RefSeq and is a predicted model, not a curated record. The transcript has 7 exons.
ACGCGAGUCUCGUCAAAACACAAGAGAACGAGAGAGAGGGAGUGCUGUUGAUGGUCGCUUUGAUGAACAUACUUAUAAAUCACUCUUACAGCCCUACACCGCUGCAUAGUGAACUCAGAAUAGAGAGUCUGCUGCCAUCUGCUGGUAAGCUGGGGAACUGCAGCGCUGGCGUCAUGGUGAAGGAUGUUUCGAAAGGUCAAGAAGCGCCACAGCAGCAGCAGCUCCCAGAGCAGUGAGAUUAGCACCAAGAGCAAGUCAGUAGAUUCCAGUUUGGGAGGCCUGUCUAGGUCGAGCACAGUCGCCAGCCUUGAUACAGACUCCACCAAGAGCUCAAGUAACGCUGUGUCUGACGCCUGUGCUGAGUUCAGAGUCAAGUAUGUGGGAGCCAUUGAGAAGCUGCAGUUUGACAUGAGCAAAACCCUGCAGGAGCCGCUGGACCUCAUCAACUACAUUGAUGCAGCUCAGCAAGAUGGAAAACUGCCGUUUGUGCCUGGAGACGAGGAGAUGAUUCUGGGAGUUUCCAAGUAUGGAGUUAAAGUGGCCUCUUUGGACCAGUGUGAUGUGCUCCACCGUCACCCCCUCUACCUGAUUGUCCGUAUGCUCUGCUAUGAUGAUGGUCUGGGUGCUGGAAAAAACCUGCUGGCACUGAAGACCACCGAUACCAAGCAGGAGGAGUGCAGCAUCUGGGUGUAUCAGUGCAGCAGUGCGGAACAUGCCCAGGCCAUCUGUAAAGUUCUGUCCAGCUCAUUUGACUGUGCUCUGGCCUCAGAGAAGCCCUGAUGUCUGUUCGGGACGCUCCACCUUCAGGAGGACGUCUGCUUGAUGAAGGUGUCCUUUUUUUUUUUUAAAUGGAUCUGACACAAAUGCUGGAAUUUGUCUCACUUUGAUUUAAUGUUAGUACUGCCGUUCGUUCGGCUUCUCAUCCACGUUUACCCCAUGUUUACUCCUAACGCCCCCAUCACCCCAAGUUUAGGCCGUGUCUAUGUUUGCUAAUUUAAUCUUAUUUAAUGUAAAUAUACAGAGCACAUUUCCCACAGCAGGCCAGCAAAUCUGUGAUUUCUUGAGCUCCAGUGGGAUUUGUGGAAAUCAUGGUACAUUUAAUGAUAGUGUGGAACACAAUGAUGCUGUAAAACCCCCGAGUCUUCUGUGCCCUGUUCGUGUACGUGCCCCUUUUUGUUGUUCUGGUCCAGUUGGGAUGGGAUCAGCCAAUAUGGUACAAUAAAUCAAUGCAGAUGUGAAUCUCUA